This is a messenger RNA of Chelonia mydas (Green sea turtle), 6286 nucleotides long. RefSeq names its product mucin-5B. The record is from RefSeq and is a predicted model, not a curated record. Gene Ontology annotation, biological process: inflammatory response; positive regulation of GTPase activity; monocyte chemotaxis. Gene Ontology annotation, cellular component: extracellular region. The transcript is spliced from 3 exons. Gene Ontology annotation, molecular function: CCR chemokine receptor binding; chemokine activity. Bases 784 to 2691 code for a protein of 635 amino acids. NCBI's taxonomy places the organism in Eukaryota, Metazoa, Chordata, Testudines, Cheloniidae.
UUAGAACGGUGCGGUUCAGUUUGUUGUUUCAAAAUGACGUUGGUUUGCAAUUUAUCUGACGUGACCAUGGAAUCGCGGCAGUGUAGGACUGGGCAGGGCCCUGGAGAGAUCAGCAAAUCCAUCCCCCCAGGCUGAGGCAGGACCAGGUCAACCUGACCUAGCCCAUCCCUGACAGGUGUUUGUCCAACCUCCAGUGAUGGGGCUUCCACCCGCAACCUCCCUUGCAGAAAAAGGGGGAAGAGGGAGAAACACUCUGCUUUCUGCUGAAAUUUGAAAUGAGGAUAGCGAGCAGAGAGCCAGGAAGAGCCGCCCGGCUUCACAUUAAUGACACUGGGCCACAGGGUCGGUGGUUAUAAAUUAACUCGUCUCCUUUGGCUCCCUGUCAGUUUAUACUAGCUAUUUCUACCGCCCUCGGUCACCAGCUCCCGAUUUGAUAGUGCCCUGCUAUAAGGAAAAGGGUUUACAGUUUAUGUCAUUGACACACUGGGAAAUUCCCGGAGCCAUCUGUUCUGCCACCGACCCACAUUCCCAAUCCUGGUUUUCCCCUCCUCACUUCGUCACGGGACAGGAGCAGGGGGUGGUAAAUCCCAGCCUGCACACCCACGCAAAACCAAAAUUGAAACCAUAUGUUCAAUAAAGGCCGGGCGCUGCACCCUGCCUCUCGUCUUUGGAGGUCUGCUGUUGCUGUGUCCAGAUCUAAGAGGGAGCCGAGCGAAACGCUGUGAAAUCACGACCUGCUGAACCGCCCCCCUCCUGCUGCCGCUGGCCCCUGCUCGCCGGAAGAUGAAGGGCACGUCUAUCGCUUCUUUCUUGCUGCUUGCACUGGUGGUGACCUGGACCGUGGAAAACCGAGUCGAAGGACAACCCAAAGCACCUGUGAAGUGCAAAAAAUUAUGCACCGAAUUUUCAAGCAGAAAAAUACCCCAGAAACUGUUGAAGACCUAUAGGAAGACAGAACCAUCAUGUCCUAAAGCCGCUAUCAUAUUUGUCACUCAGAAGAAUAAAGAGUUCUGUGCAGAUCCAGAGGCGAGCUGGGUGAAGGAAGCAGUCCGACAGCUAAACCAAGCAAGUGCCCCUCUGAAUCCGCCACUUUCAAGCACCGUCAACUCUGCCGUGGUGCAAGAAGGGGCAGGCGUUUUUCACAGAUUAGUGGGCGAUGCCGUCUCUAAACCAACACCGCCCAGUGUUCCGGCCAGUCCCACUCACGGGGCUGGCACACCCGUUUCACAAGCAAUACAUGUUCCUGUUGUGAGGACGGAGGAGCCCAACAUAGCCAUAUUGACUGUGCAAGAGGCCAAGAGGUCUUCUACAAAAUCCUCCUCUGCAUUACAAGCGACUGUUACUCCAUCUACUAUCCACCCUGAGCCGGUUGCCAAUGGCAGAGAAGUUUCCAUAAGAUCUGUUACAACGCCAGCAGCUGACAUACCAGACAGCACUUCCAGCAGAUUUCAUUCAGAUCCCACCCCUGUCAUGAAAAGCUCUGAGAGUUUUGUAGGAUCUAGAAACAAGUCCACAGGAUCUACUAUCAGUCCACCAACUGAUAUACCUGGCACAGCUCCCAGCAGAUUUCAUUCAGAUCCCACCCCUGUCAUGAAAAGCUCUGAGAGUUUCGUAGGAUCUAGAAACAAGUCCACAGGAUCUCGUAUCAGUCCACCAACUGAUAUACCUGGCACAGCUCCCAGCAGAUUUCAUUCAGAUCCCACCCCUGUCAUGAAAAGCUCUGAGAGUUUCGUAGGAUCUAGAAACAAGUCCACAGGAUCUCGUAUCAGUCCACCAACUGAUAUACCUGGCACAGCUCCCAGCAGAUUUCAUUCAGAUCCCACCCCUGUCAUGAAAAGCUCUGAGAGUUUCGUAGGAUCUAGAAACAAGUCCACAGGAUCUACUAUCAGUCCACCAACUGAUAUACCUGGCACAGCUCCCAGCAGAUUUCAUUCAGAUCCCACCCCUGUCAUCAAAGGGUUUGAGAGUCCCAUACGACCGACAUAUAAUUCUGUAGGCUCUACUAGAAAUCAAACAGCUGAUGGACUUGCCAGUGCUCCCAGUAGACUUAUUUCAGAUGCUCCAUCCAUUGUAAAUGGCCCUGAGAUUGCCGAGUUAUCACCUACGUUCCUGACAAUACCUUCUCCACUAGAAUCUGUUCCCAGCAAGCCUGUUAUAGGCCUCACAUCUAUGGGGCAAGUGACUGAGAACUCUACCAUGAAACCCACAGCUGUUCUAAAAGGAAGUGAUACCACCAACCAAUCCACUCCACACCCUACAUCUCCUGGAGGAGAAAGUACUUCUGUCAGUCCAAACAGUGGUGAUGAAAGAGAUGCUGUCAGUGACUCUACGGCUGAUGCUCACACAGGUAGCUACUUAUCUCCUUUAGGAGAGAAAGAUCCUUCUCGCUCUUUUCCUGAAUCCAUUUCACCUGCAGAAACAUCAGUCCUUUCCUUCAAAAGCUCCACACUUCAGAACAGCGCAGAGGGGCCUUCAGAUGGUCCCUUGGCGUCCAGCAUUUUGCCUACAUCCCAAACCCACAUCCUCAAACUUGCUUUGCUGGUGAGCAUUCUGGGUAUUUGCAGUGCCGCUGUAUGGAUGUAUGUAAAGCCCAAAGACUGUCCUGAAGAAUCAGCUAAAGAACUGGUACAAGGCUUGCUCUUUAAUCAGCAGCGCUCUCGAACUAAUGAAUAUGCUAUGGAAGCCGUCUGAAUCCUUCAUGGCGUGGACUUGGGUUUCUACUGCUAGUAGGUGGACUCUAGGACAUUACUGUAAGUGGGAGCAGGGAGGCUAAACCUGGCACUAAUCAGGUUUAUACUGAACUAAGGCAAAAAACAAUGCAAGGCAAAUGGGCCGAGGUAGAGAGACACUAAGGAAACUUGAGUUACUUGUCUUUUAUCUUGCAUCAUUAUAUGCAAAGGUAACAGCAGUUGUAGAGAACUCAGCCGCUGUUUGCCAGUCGGUGUCAAAGGCAUGGUUCCGAGCUGGUAUUGGAAUAGCUCCAUUCCGGCACGAUCCAGCUAAAAUCCCAACCAAGCUGCUCUCAAGCCGAAUGUUACGCCCCCUCGAUCCUCUCCCUGCCUUAAGAGUGUGGCCCCAAACGUUGCUCUUGCCACCUCUCUGCUGCUUCGCUCCCUGCACUUUGGGUCCCCAUGUGGUGCUAUUCUGCUUCGCUUCUGUUUGAGUGAUACCAGAGUUGUCACUCAACUGGUUGCUGGCUGUUCCGGUCUUCAAGGGCCAGCCAUGCCAAUAACUGUUACCGGACCUGACCGCUUUGAGUCCAGUUUUCCAAUGUGGCUGCCUACAGUUAGGCCUCUGGAUCCAGAUGUAGGCAGCUAAACACCUACCUUAGGCAACUAAGAAUCAGCACGUAGUAGGGUGACCAGAUGUCCUGAUUUUAUAGGGACAGUCCCAAUGUUUGGGACUUUAUCUUAUAUAGGUGCCUAUUACCCCCCACUCCCUGUCCCGAUUUUUCACACUUGCUGUCUGGUCACUCUAGCACUUAGUGACCUAAUUUUCACAGAAUGCUGAGCACCUGCAAGUUGGCACCUGUGAAAAAUUGGCUAAAACAAGAAUUAAGGCAUCUAACUAUGGAUUCAGGGGAUUAACUUUAAGCACCCACAUUGAAAAACUGGACUCAUUGAGAAUCAAAUCUCUCCUCCAGCUGUGGUCCCUGGACCUAAGCAGUUCCUAGCACGGAUGUGAUCUUACAGAACAAAGACACGCUGUUGUAUAUAUAAAAAAGAGCCAUUGUGAUACUUGGGAACCAAAGAAGCCACCAGACACCAAGCAUCUAAUGAUUUUUCUUUUCACGUGGAACCAAUGCGGAGUCUGAUUGGUGAGCCGUUCUCUUUGACAGUUACAAAAGACAAUGAAUGGGUAGUUUACUUUCAGAGCACCUAGUAAUUACCAGUAAUACAUUUGGACUUAGGAGCAUAGAAACGAGUCUGCUGGAACAGACCACCGUCUAUAUAGUCUGGUAUUUUGUCUCUGGCAGUGGCCAACGCUGGCUGAUCCAGAGGAAGGUGUAAAACUCCUACACUAAUGCACCUCUGUAACUAUCUGUCGCAGGCUUAUAUAUAGCAUCUAUCACCAUGGUAUUAAAGCACUGUAAAGCUACUAGGGAACAGAUUUUUAUGCAAACGGUUAUUGAUUUUCAUACAUCUAGACAUUACAGAAUCUAAGUCCGGUGGGCCAAAUCCUGAAGGUCCCUGACUCAAUUUUUAUUGUCCUCACUCAGGACAAAUUUCCAUUGACCUCAGCAGGACUUUUGCCGGGGUAAGAAAUCUUCAGGAUAUAGGCCACUGUAGCUGCACAUAUAUAUCACGAAUCCGGUGCUGCGCUUAUUGACUUCAAUGGGAACAGGAUUGGACCUCCAAAAUAUAAAUGUACAUGCAGAAAAAGAAAGUAAAACAUGUUUAUAACAAAAACUAAGACACACAAAAUGCGGCUGCUUUAUCUGAGUAAUACACUAAGUACGAACAAGUAGUAGAACAAGCUAACCACAGCUGAUUCUGUACUCACCUUCUGGGAAAGGAAAGAUAGACAAGGCAUAGGUGCUGAGGUCACCCCAAUUAGGAACCAGCAGACACACUUGUAGGGGAACUCUGACCCAGAAGCUGGGCUGAUGGGAUUCAUCCCAACAAUAUUUGUUUUUGAUUGUAAUCCAGUUCCCUUCCCCUUGGUUGUUGGUUUUGUGGAGGGGGCUGGAGGUAACUUGGUACAAGGGAUUCAGAGUGUGAUCAGAUAUGGUUUAUACUUGAGUUUUAUGUGUGAAAUUCAACCCUGUGCAGAGGGCCAGUACCCAGUGACUAAUGCAUUACUUUAGCCCUGUUUGGAAGUACAUAGGCCUUCAUGCACGGGGGGUGAAUUUAGCCCUAUGGGAAGAGGAACCCAUCGGUUGUCAGAAUGAUGUACAAAGGAUAGUCCUUUAAAUACAAAAUCUAGCCUAUUGUUUUUAUUGUCCAUAUUUUUAGAAAUGUAAUGCAAAUGCAGAGUGCAGGUUACUGAUCUCCAAACCCGCCCCUUUUUAGUGAACGUAAGCGAGGUCUGGGACUGAUUGAUGCUUUCAGUUCAAAACUGUGUCCUCUAGGUGUUCUAGCAAGGAGGGGCUUAACGCAAUGAUCACGGACUUCAUCACAGAAGUCACUUGUAUAAAUACCUGAUGAGGCUUGUGUUGGUUUUUUUUCCCCCUCAGCAUCCAGUCUCAUGAUCUAAGGAGGCUUGAGUCAGCAAUGAGACUAGCUGGAGUUAUAUGCUGCAGGAAGGAGGACUGGUGACUGAGCAGCUAUUGUCUUCCCUCUUCCCACUAAGCCAGUGCUGGACUAAUGACCCAGGAGGCUGUUAAGGGGCACUUUGAUGUGAGACAUGCAGACCUAAAACUGAGGUCUGGGCCACUGAAAGAUCCCAUGACACUUCUUGCGAGAGAAGGGGCUUUAGUUCCAGUGUCCUGGCCCAAUGCUGUCUCAGAUAGUUAGAUUCUGCCCCCGACAUGCCUCCUGCAGCUGUUUGUAUAGGGCAUUCGUCUGCUGCAAUGGCUAGUCCUCCUUUCUUGAUCGAAACUGUUACGGUGCCUUGCGGUGUGUGGCAAAACAGCUGGCUCCUUCCAUUUCAGGGGUGGGUGCAGUGACCCUUAGGUGUGGUCUGCACCGGGCAGGAGCAAGCCUAAUGCCUCUAGAAGUAGGGUAGUUGUCGAGCAGGUGUUGCUAGCAUGUUUGCCCUCCCACACGGUGCUCUAGCCUCUUGGCCAUGCCCCCUUAUCCAGUCCACACUCACCCAGGCAGAGUUGAUUGCCCCUAGCUGUGCUAAGUGUCAUUUUUACACGCAGGGCUGCAAGCAUCCAUGUUGCGCAGGAUAAGGCAGCUAGGGAGUUCUUGGGACAGCUAACUGGCCAGCGUGUUGGUGGAACUUUUGAAUUACUUUCAGCUAAUAACAGGCUAGUAAUUUUUUUAAACAGUUGCAGUUUCUUAGCAAAUGCAAGCUGACAUUGGGCCCAAUCCGCCACCACUGAAAUCAGAGGGGAAUUUUGCCGUUGACUUUUACUGGUGCAGGCUCGGGCUUAUUAUUUCUUUAAAAAAUCCUGCACAAUGGUCAUCUUGGCAGGGUGCGGGUGGACCUUUGUUCUAUUGGGGUGAUGGAAACAAUGGAUUUCAGUUGCAUUCUCUGUAGUGUUUAAAGUGUUAUUUAAUUUAAAGCACAAGGUGAAAAGGAUUGGCGUGUGCUAAGAUGUAGUCAUGUGCCCGGUAAAUGUAUCCUAUUCUGUUUUGUAUUUUCAUAAGAAAAAAAACAAUAAAAUUCUAUGACAAAA